This is a messenger RNA of Helicoverpa zea (corn earworm), 1802 nucleotides long. RefSeq lists its product as uncharacterized. The transcript has 5 exons. Bases 279 to 1427 code for a protein of 382 amino acids. The record is from RefSeq and is a predicted model, not a curated record. NCBI's taxonomy places the organism in Eukaryota, Metazoa, Arthropoda, Insecta, Lepidoptera, Noctuidae.
CUUGUUUACUUGCGGCCGGCAGCGCUUUCACCGGCGCUUGCGCAACCGCCGCGUGAACCCGCGCUGACCCCGCGCGUAACAUCGGUAAUACCGCGGACGACAUUACUCAUCUUUGUUUUGAAAUAAAUAAUCUAGGCUAUUUGCGAAAAAGGAUGUGGGCUGGUUGGUUAGGUGUACGCUCGACGCGACGGUUUCGAAAGACAAACAUGACUCAUUAAAAAGUGUAACAUUUCCAUACAAAGUAUGAUAUUGAAAAAUACGACUUAUGAGAUAAGCAGAUGAUUUCACGUACCCCUCACAUAUUGCAGAUGUCGCUGCUAUCGCUUGCAGCGCUGGGCGUGCUGUGUCUGGCCGGUGCGGGCUCCGCCAAGGACUCCAACAGCACUGUAGUUGACGAGCGCUGGUGCGGCGUGGAGCAGACCACGUGCGGCCUGCAUGAUGACGACGGGCCGUGGAUGGCCAUGCUGCAGCAGUGGGCGCUUGAAACACAAGGAACGAAUGAACGACAUGGUCGCAUAAUGGCGCUCCCGCCGGCGCAGGGCUACUACGUGUCGGACCGCAUGGACGGCACGCUACUGCCGCCGCCGCCGCCGCCGCACAGCAAGCACCCGAACCACCCGCAGCAUCAGCCGCCGCUGCCGGCCGGCGCGCGACCCUACGACGAGUGGCAGCACGCGCCGCCACUGCACAGCGGGAAGAUCGUCAACCGGCCCCCCAACCCGUACAAGGACAAGUUCAAGCCCAGCUAUCCGGCACCAGUGCAGAACCAACCAAUACCCGUGCACAGCAGCGGCCUAGACCGCGUAGACGAGAACCGCCAGCCGCCGCAGAAGCAGGUCUCCGAGACCGACCUGUACCUACUGGGCGCCAUCGAGAAGCUGGUGUGGCGCGCCGACAUCAUGGAGAAACGUCUGCGCAAGAUUGAGGAAACCAUACAUUAUAUGGUGGCUGGCAAUGAGGCUAAACCUGAGCCGUGCGGAGAGAACUACACGCGCGUGGGCGGCGGCUGCUACCACAUCUCGUCAGACAACGCCAACUGGAAGGGCGCCAGCUACGCCUGCCGCAAGCUGAAGGGCCACAUGCUGGAGCUGGACUCCGACGCGGAGCGCGAUUCCUUGGCAAACAACCUCUUCGGCGAUAACAAAAGCUCUAAAGGAUCCUAUCGUUACAAAUACAGACGAAAUCAAGGAAAGCCGCCUCAGAUGUGCUCUCUUGAGAAAUGCAUCUGGUUAUACAAAUAUUUACGCACCUUGCUUUACCUUACAAUAGCCUCCAUCGCGUAUACUAUCUAUCAGAUCAUAUCAGACAGAAUGGCCAAUGGCGUUAUCACAUACAACUUCGCCAAGAUUUCACUUAAGCUGGCUAAAAAGAUACAUUUAUCACCACUGUUCCCGAUGCAAAAGAUGACUAAACGCAUACCUAAAUAAGUGAUGUCUAUUUCAAACUUCAAAGUUAAUAAAUGCAUGCCAAUUUUACACCAUGUAUUAUAAAACAAUAUAAUAUAUUCAGCCAAAUCAGGGCUUUAACCGAAGUAUGAAUAAACACUGAACUAUUAUACCAGAGUUCAUUAUCUAACUAAUUUUCUAAUACAUAGUCACAUAACUUAGUCCCGGUUCCAUUAUAUACUCUUUUAUUCAAUUCAUGGAGCAGGUUUAGGAUAGGUCGGGAAUCAGGUUUAGAUCUACAGAAGGAGUUUCUAAUAAAAAUGCGUAAGCGCAUAAAGCUUCAAACAACAAGGCGGACUGUUAACGUAAGUUUAGCUCCUUAAAACUAAUUGCAAAACCUUUGAAUGAAUAGCAACA